AUGACCCCCGGUAUCGUCCGGGCUGUUACAAGAGCCCGGGAUGCAGUGCCCGAUGAAUUCGCAAAGCUGCAGCGCCCAGAAGAACCCGUGCUUGUGGAACCCAAAGCUGGGCAUCCCAUUGCACAUAGCCAGUUGAUUGACCUUUCCAAGCUACUCAAGAAGCAUGCACCUUACGAUACUGAGAGUAGCAAAGGGACUGAAGAAGUAGUAAAGGAAACUCCAAUAACCCUGGCAGCCCUCCUUCAAAACACCACAAUCUACACCCCACCACCGCCCCCGAAGCCUGCCCAAACACCAGAAUACCAGGCCCUCAUGGCCCGUCUCCGCGCCGAACAAGAAGCUCUCUCCUACGAAAGAAUGUUGCACCCAACCCCUACUCGCGAAUCCUUCUCGCAACGCUUCCCUCGUGCCCCAGAGCCCUUUAGCAUCGGCGCCACUCACAAGGCCUCCGCCGAAGAAGACGACGUGUCCUACGAAGAAGUCCACCGUCAGAUCAUCUUAAUCAUAAACAUAUUAGUCUCCAUUGUCUGUGUUGCCGUUUUCAUUUGGGUGGCUGCGCGGAGCUGGAGUGUGGGAAGUAGGCUGGGAUUGAGCAUGGGAGGAGCCGCCGGCAUCGCUAUUGCCGAAGUGGCCGUGUACGGUGGUUAUGUGAGGAAGGUGCGCGAGGCCAAGAGGCUUGAGAAGAAAAAACCCGAGAUCAAAGAGAUUGUCAAGACAUGGGUUCUGGGCGAGCAUGCAGAUGCAGCUGAAGGAGACACGACGGGGUGGAAGGAAAAAGACGGCGAUGGCGUCAGGUUCAGAAAGGGCAAACAUCGUUGAAGCAAUACUCUGCAUUGACGCCGACCAUGCUGAAGAACUCCAUAAAAGCCCCAUCAUUGCUCCCAAAACGACGCCUGCAAUGCAGCUUGUGCCCACUCGCGCAAACGCAUCAAUCAUGAAAACAUGGCUGGUUAUUACUUCUUGUCCUUCCUCCGUCCAGCAACACCACCAGCAAAUC
This is a messenger RNA of Pyrenophora tritici-repentis Pt-1C-BFP, 997 nucleotides long. Its product is annotated as Vma12 domain containing protein. Gene Ontology annotation, cellular component: endomembrane system. The record is from RefSeq and is a predicted model, not a curated record. NCBI's taxonomy places the organism in Eukaryota, Fungi, Ascomycota, Dothideomycetes, Pleosporales, Pleosporaceae. Gene Ontology annotation, biological process: vacuolar proton-transporting V-type ATPase complex assembly.